AUGUCCAAGCGCCCCGGCUCCAACCUGUCCGGCGGCGGGGCCGGCAAGAGGAAAGCCCUGAGCAUCAAGGAGAAGCUGGACAUCAUCAAACGCUUUGAAGGCAACGAGAGGACUUGCGACAUCUCCCGUGCCACAGGCCUCAAGGAGUCCACGCUGCGCACCAUCCGGGACAACGCGGUCAAGAUCAAGGAGACGUCCCGCACGGGCAGUGGCACGAGCGCGGCCAAGUCCAUCCGCGCGCGGCCCAGGGAGAUCGAGGAGAUGGAGAGGCUGCUGAGCCUGUGGAUGGAGGGCAAGCGCUCGGGCACCACCUUCCUCACGGCCAAGGGCAAGGCGCUGUCCAUCUACGCCGACCUGAAGCGCAAGUCGCCCAACCCCGGCGACGUGGCGCCCUUCCGGGCCAGCUGCGGCUGGUUCAGCGGCUUCAAGCACCGCUACAACUUCCAGAGCCUGCAGCUGCUAGGCGAGGCGGCCAGCGCGCAGCUCAAGGCGGCCAAGGAGCUCCCCGCGCUCAUCCAGAAGCUGGUCAAGGACGAGGGCUACACGCUCGACCAGAUCUUCAACUUCGACGAGACGGGCCUCUACUACAAGCGCAUGCCUCGACGCACCUACAUCUCCAAGGCGGAGAAGCACAGCCCCGGGAUGAAGGCAGCCAAGGACCGGGUGACCGUGAUGUUCGGGGCCAACGCCAGCGGAGACUUGAAGCUGAAGCCCGUCGUGGUGUACCGCUCUGCCAACCCCCAGGCCCUGAGAGGCAUCGUGAAAGCCAGCCUCGGCGUGCACUACCGCUACAGCAAGAAAGGAUGGAUGACCGCCCAAAUCUGCAUCGACAUUUUUGCUGAAUUCUUCCCCGUUCUAGAGGAUUAUUGCAAGAAAAAGAACAUGGCUUUUAAGAUUCUUAUAAUUAUUGACAACACGCCAAGCCACCCCCUGACGAUAGCUGAACUCAACCCGAAUGUCAAAUUCAUCUUCUUGCCUCCGGAAACCACGUCCCUGAUUCAGCCCCUUGGUCAAGGGGCGAUAGCCCUGUUUAAGGCUUACUAUCUCCGGCGAACAUUUAAGAUGUUACUCGCGGCUACUGGAGGUGAGAACGCAGAAACUGUCAUCGCAUUUUGGAAGAGAUUUAACAUCAAAAUGGCCAUUGAUAUCAUCGUUGAAGCCUGGAAUGACGUCACCAAAGAGUGCUUGCAUCGGGUGUGGAAGAAGAUGCUCCCUGACUUGAUUCACGACUUUAAAGGAUUUGAACCUUCAGAGCAAUUAAAAAAAGUCAAAGCAAGCUGUGUUGAUCUGGCAAAACAAGUUGGAUUUGAGGGGGUCAAGAAAGAGGAUGUGGACGAGCUUCUAGAGUCUCCCCUUGACCACCUGACCACCGAGGACAGCCAACAGCUUGCCGCCGAUGGCCAGGUGGAGGCAGAAGAUGACGAAGACGACGACAGCCAGAAGGCUGCGCCGAGGCAGCUCGACACGUCCCAGUUAUCGGAUGUUUUAGGUGUAAUUGAAAAACAGUUGCAAUGGCUGGAGGAUAACGACUAUAAUGCCGAACGCAGCAGAAUAGUGGCUCGGGGCAUCCGGACCAAUUUGGAGCCAUACCGGCGCCUUCAGUAUGAAAGGAGGAGGCUAGCCAAGCAGCAGAAAUUGUAUGUAUAUUUUAAGCCGGAGCCAGCCACUUUUCCAACUCUGUCUCCCCGCCCUCCAGCUUCCCAGGUUAGAAACCUGGGGUCUGCCAUCGGGCCCCUCCGGGUGCCUCGUUCCCUGCCGCAUCCUGUGCAUCACCGGGUCUGCUCGGCUCGGCUCUCGUCCCCUCCCCUGGGAAGCUUUCCUGGAUCCUCCCGGAUCCCCCGGGCUUGUCAGGCGGUUCUCUGCCUUUGGCUGAAAGUGUCCUCGGAAGCCUCCAACCCUCUAACUUCGCGGAUGCAGAGAGCCCAGGAACCGGCACAUUUAAAACGCGGCCGGCUCAUCCGGGCCAAGCCCCUCACUAAUACCGAGACCACCCACAGGUCCAAACAGAUACAGCGGUUUGGAGGCAGAGUUCCUGAUGCCAUGUUCUUCCGGAAGAAACCGAGCACGGUCCGGAAAGUCCGAAUAGGAGGGCGGGAGGGCUCCUUCCGGGCCCAUUGCAUGCCGGGAAGCGCCAGUUUCCGUUAG
Messenger RNA from Trichosurus vulpecula (common brushtail), 2145 nucleotides. Its product is annotated as tigger transposable element-derived protein 1-like. The coding region runs from base 1 to 2145 and encodes 714 amino acids. Gene Ontology annotation, molecular function: DNA binding. The transcript has 5 exons. Gene Ontology annotation, cellular component: nucleus. NCBI's taxonomy places the organism in Eukaryota, Metazoa, Chordata, Mammalia, Diprotodontia, Phalangeridae. The record is from RefSeq and is a predicted model, not a curated record.